Peronospora matthiolae is the source of this 756-nucleotide messenger RNA. NCBI's taxonomy places the organism in Eukaryota, Oomycota, Peronosporomycetes, Peronosporales, Peronosporaceae. The record is from the annotation of a GenBank genome assembly.
AUGCGUCUGGCAUACACCGCAGUGACCACUCUGGCUGCUCUGCUGUAUUGCAGCGACUCAGUCCCGGCUGCUGGUGACCCGAAAGCUGUUCUCAAGCACGACGUCUCUCAGUUUGUGGCUCGCAGGACGUAUGGUGACGACUACAGAGUGAACACCAAGAGGCUGCUGAGGAACGCUCAUGCGCAAGGUGACUCUGAUGAUUUACUGGUCACUGAGGAGAGAGGUCUACCAUCUUCAAUUUUCGGCGUCACUAGUGGAAUCCCUCAAAAAUUUGCUUCGACUAAAAACGUCGUGGCGGAUGGGGUGAAAACUGCGGCCAAGAAGAUGGAGGACAAGAUGACCGAAUUGAUCAUGAAGCUUGAUCCGUACGGGAAGAAGCUGAUGAAGAACUCUAAGUUCAAGGCAUUUAUGAAACAUUACAACACGCUUUUCCGCCGCAAGUCGACGGUUAAGGACGCUAAGAAGCCGACGACCACGACUGGGAAUACCAACACCGUGAAAGACAAGGGCGAGGCAACAGAGAAUGGUGGGGCCCACAUUACGCAUGAUACCAAGCCAGAGACGAAUGUCGGACACACUACGCGUGAUGACAUGCCACCGGUGACCACAAUAUCUCACUCCGAGACUGUCGGCCAGCCAAAGGUGAACCAUAACGAUCUAGUUCCCCCGAAAAAGGAAAACAAACCAAAAGAAUCUCCGAAGGAUACGAAGAAGGACGAUGAGGAUGAAUUUUUCGAUGCAGUAUCCCAUUUGUAG